CAGCAUAACAGAGCGAUUACGAAAUCGGCUUAAACGCGAAAUCAUCACUUGAAAGUAAAAAAAAAUUAAUUUGAAGUCGACGCUGCAGAUAGCAGUGUUUUACAAACGCGUGUGCGGUCGUAUGGAUAUAUAUCUUUAGAAAAAACUAUUAGAAAGCAUUGUUUGGAUUCUUCGCAAUUUGGAUGGGACAAUUAAUUACAUUAUGAAUUAAGAUGUGCAAGAAUGCAACAGAUGGAAAUGGAAUACAUUGGAAUAAUAUAAAUUAACACGGGUUUGAAACGUAAAAAACGAAUGCUGGCUCUGUUCUUCCACUUGCAACUCUCACCAGUACCGUUACCACUUGAAAUGAUGGGGGAGAUUUUGAAUUCCACAGACUUGAAUUUGGCUUCCAUGGGCGAAGUACCAAGUGCAUAUUUAGUGGUUGUUUGUUUUAUCUUAACUGUAGAGAUUGUCCUGGGUGUAACAGUCAAUAUCAUGGUACUAUGGGCUUACUAUCGGCACUGGAACACACUGAGAUCAGUCAGUAACAUCCUCAUGGCCAACCUGAACGUUGUCGACAUUUUGAUAUGUGUUCUGAGUGCACCGCUUACCUUCACCACGCUGUUGUUACGUCACCGUGAUACUGACGUGCUCGUGUGUCUCAGUCACGAGGCCGGCGUGUCGUUUGCCUGUUCUGCCACCGCACUCAACUUGCUCGUCAUAAGUGUGGACAGGUAUGAAAGCGUUAUCAUGCCAACAAAGAGGACAUUUUCUGUGAAGAACGUUAGAUUUGUUCUUUUGGUGCCGUGGUGCGGAGCUCUGUUGGGAAUUGGUGCCGCUUUUAUUCACACUGCAAACCCUGUCUUGGUCACGUAUACAGACGUUAAGUCUUGUGUCACCUGGUACUUGACCACACAAACACGUCAUUAUUUCCAGACCUAUUGGGUCGUGUUAUUUGUCAGCUCGUCUCUGUGGAUGAUCGUCUCCUACAGGAAGAUAGUGAACGCCGCCCAUACCCGGCUAAGUAUCAAGGCGGCACUGGUCCAGGCUUCCCUUGUGGUCGCUGGUUCUGGAUUCUGUGAUAAAAAGGUCCGACCAACAGGUGCUCGUGCCACUAAAGUCGCCCUGGCUAUCGUAAGCACCUAUGUCCUCUGCUGGGGGCCCUAUACUACAUACAGCCUGGCCGUCAUGGUUAAGCCACAGAUGACACAAGAGACGAUCAAUGUCGGCCUCCUAUGCCUGGCCUACAUGACCACCAUAUUGCACCCUAUAUUGUAUGCCUUCCUGAGGCGGAAAGUACGCAGGGCCUGCUGGACUUUGGUUCUGGCGGAUCAGCGCAGUGUUCGCACUAUUCAAGUGGCACCUUUCAGACACGCUUCAACACGAGACGACUGUGCUACUUGA
Molecule: messenger RNA, 1383 nt
Organism: Lingula anatina
Lineage: Eukaryota; Metazoa; Brachiopoda; Lingulata; Lingulida; Lingulidae
Product: G protein-coupled receptor 22-like
Biological process (GO): G protein-coupled receptor signaling pathway
Cellular component (GO): membrane
Molecular function (GO): G protein-coupled receptor activity
Source: RefSeq, a predicted model, not a curated record